Molecule: messenger RNA, 639 nt
Organism: Coccidioides immitis RS
Lineage: Eukaryota; Fungi; Ascomycota; Eurotiomycetes; Onygenales; Onygenaceae
Exons: 1
Coding region: 1-639 (212 amino acids)
Source: RefSeq, a predicted model, not a curated record
AUGCCAUGCGAACCCAUCCUGUUCCCAUUCGUGUCAUCGAUCCUAAGCGGUGCAUGGCUUGUCAGUGUGGGUCCCUAUUCUUAUCGUCUUGCUGCGCAGGAAUGCUCUCUGCCGCAGCGGGUUUUCACGCCUCCUAAACAGUUUGACUGGAGGGAUUAUUUUCUCGGCUUGUUGCAUCCCUGUUGCUUUCAUUAUUCGGCAGCGGUGCCUAGGUCCGGGCAUCGGAAAAAUCCACAUCUUUUUGACCAUGGACGUGGGACUGCCGUGCUAUCGUGCACAUGGACUCCGCGAAUCUUCCAUUACUGUGGGCGGGAUAUCCGUUGGCCCACGGUUUGUCAUUGGUUGAAAGCACAAAGGCGGCGACGUACUUUCUUCUCGCCCUGCAAAAACAGGGCCUGCUCUGUGGGAGGUUAUGGACGAUCGGCAGAAUUCUCUCCUUUAGUGUCAGUGCGGAUAUAUCUCCGCCCCUUAGUUCGUUCCUUUGGAUACAAGCACCGCGACCUAUGCUCUCUCUGCGAGAUGGCAACGCCAAAAUUUCCCUUCCUAUGUCAACAUCCGACCUCACAAAUGUGCUUUCAUGGCGGCAGACACUUUUUUGUGGGGGGGCUGUGGACGAUCUGCUCCUGGCUGGUGAAGUAA